Verruconis gallopava is the source of this 1683-nucleotide messenger RNA. RefSeq lists its product as uncharacterized. Bases 1 to 1683 code for a protein of 560 amino acids. Lineage: Eukaryota; Fungi; Ascomycota; Dothideomycetes; Venturiales; Sympoventuriaceae. The transcript has a single exon. The record is from RefSeq and is a predicted model, not a curated record. Gene Ontology annotation, molecular function: monooxygenase activity.
AUGACUACUAUUCCAGAGAAGGCAACUGUUCUUGUGAUUGGAGGCGGGCCGGGAGGUUCUUACGCCGCUACGGCACUUGCAAGAGAGGGCGUUGAUGUGGUUUUGCUUGAGGCAGACAAAUUUCCUCGUUACCACAUCGGCGAGAGCAUGUUGGCGUCCAUGCGCCAUUUUCUUCGCUUCAUCGAUCUUGACUCCACAUUCGACAAUCAUGGUUUCAUCAAAAAGCGCGGGGCAGCCUUCAAGCUGAAUGACAAACCCGAAGGCUUUACCGAUUUCAUUGCUGCGGGAGGACCGGGAAACUAUGCCUGGAAUGUGAUUCGCUCAGAAGCGGACUACCUAAUGUUUCAGCAUGCUGGAAAGAGCGGCGUAAAGACAUUCGAUCAAGUAGCCGUCAGAUCAUUGGAAUUCACUCCAUGUGACCUCGAACUACCGGAUCCGAAAACACCAAGCCCUGGCAGAGCGGUCGCAGCUUGCUGGUCUAGCAAGGUUGACGGUACAUCUGGCAAAAUCAGUUUCGAUUAUUUAGUUGAUGCGAGUGGUCGUUUCGGCAUAACGAGCACGAAGUAUCUUAAAAACCGCAAGUUCAAUCAGGGAUUGAAGAACAUCGCCAACUGGUCGUAUUGGAAGAACGCGGGAAGAUACGCGGUUGGAACCCAGAGAGAGGGUCAGCCCUUUUUUGAGGCCCUAAGUGAUGCAAGCGGCUGGUGCUGGUUGAUUCCACUCCAUGAUGGUACUGCCUCUGUCGGUAUUGUUCAGAAUCAGGAUGCGGCCGCUGCCAAGAAAAAAGCCAUGGAUUCGCCAUCACAACAUGACUUCUACAUUGAAAGCUUAAAGCUAGCGCCGAGGAUUCAGGCACUGCUUGCCCAAGGAGAGAUGACGGCUCCUGUUAAACAAGCCUCUGACUGGUCGUAUAGUGCAUCAUGCUACGCUUCGCCUAACGUUCGAAUUGUUGGUGAUGCUGGGUGCUUUAUCGAUCCCUAUUUCUCCUCUGGGGUGCACCUUGCGCUUUCCGGUGCCAUGUCGGCAGCUUGCACAAUUCGUGCUGUGCAGCGUGAAGAAUGCGACGAAAAAGCUGCAAUGGACUGGCACUCGAAGAAGGUGGCCGAAGGCUAUACACGCUUCCUGCUCGUCGUCCUCAGUGCCAUGAGACAGAUCCGCAAGUCAGAUCAACCAAUCCUGAGCGACUGGGACGAGGAAGGUUUCGACCGCGCUUUUGCAUUCUUCCGUCCAAUCAUUCAGGGAACCGCCGACGUCAGUAACAAGCUGAGCCAAGAAGAGUUGGCCAAGACGAUUGACUUUUGUCUCAAUGCUUUCCAACAUCACGACGCCGAUGCGAGAGACGCUAUGAUCAAAAAGCUGCAGGAGCACGAGCAGGAAGCUAGAAUGCGUGGAGAUGUUCAAGCCAAGGCAGAUAUUGAUCCAGAUUCACUCACUCCAGAAGAAUUGCAGGUGUUGAAGACUAUUCGCGCUCGACAAAUGCUGAGAACCGAAGAUGUUAUCAAUAUCGAUUCCUUCGGAACUGACGCAAUUGAUGGGUUCGCUCCACGGGUGAAGCACGGAGAGCUGGGACUUAUGAAGGGUAAGAACUCCGGCCCAGCUGCUCCCAAGAUGGAUCUCUUUGCAAAGGCGAAAGAGGAGCCUGCAAUGCAGACGCAAGUGGGUACUGCAGUCACAGCGCAUUGA